This is a messenger RNA of Loa loa (African eye worm), 2639 nucleotides long. RefSeq lists its product as hypothetical. Gene Ontology annotation, cellular component: nucleus; preribosome, small subunit precursor. NCBI's taxonomy places the organism in Eukaryota, Metazoa, Nematoda, Chromadorea, Rhabditida, Onchocercidae. Gene Ontology annotation, molecular function: GTP binding; U3 snoRNA binding; GTPase activity. The record is from RefSeq and is a predicted model, not a curated record. Gene Ontology annotation, biological process: ribosome biogenesis; endonucleolytic cleavage of tricistronic rRNA transcript (SSU-rRNA, 5.8S rRNA, LSU-rRNA); maturation of SSU-rRNA from tricistronic rRNA transcript (SSU-rRNA, 5.8S rRNA, LSU-rRNA). The transcript has 15 exons. Bases 22 to 2355 code for a protein of 777 amino acids.
UUUCAGAAAUAUUUUGAAAAUAUGGGUGCUGGACAUCGUGCGGGACCAUUGAAACAAUCAAAUAAGAGGCAUAAAAGUGGUCGUCAUCGCACUAAGGGUGCACUGGAUGCAGUCGCUGGAGGUAAGGUAGGUUGCAAAGCUGUAACUGGAAAACAUCGUUUUUUGAUUGGUAAGAAAGCUCGACGUCUCCAAGCUCAACAGUUACGUGAAAAUAAACAUGCUGCCCUAAAAUUAUCUGAAGGUUACGCCGCUUCUAACGGUUACCUCAAACAACCUCCAAUAUUUAUCACGGUCUUAUCAUUUGAUCCUAAUUAUACGGCCGAUGAACUUAUAGCACUGUUAUGUUCGUGUGAUGAAACUUCUUAUCGAAAUACAAGUUAUAAUGGUUGUCUAAAUCAUCUCUGCAUAAAGCGACUCAAAAGUCGUUAUGUGUUUACUGCACCGAAUUAUGUAAACACUGAUGUUAUACUUGAUUACGUGAAAAUAUCCGAUGUCAUUGCUUUCAUUUGGCCAGCUAAUGGUGAAAUUACGGUGAAAGAUGAUAUUUUAAUGAGUACCUUGUUGGCACAUGGUUUACCGGUUACCAUGCACUUUGUACCAGGGCUCUGCGCGUCUGCAACUACAAAACAAAAAGAAAUUAUACGCAAAAAUGUUACAAAAUUAAUCGCGAAUUGGAGUUUUGGAAAUGAGAAGCUGAUGCACUGUGAUAGCGAAAAUGAUGGUUUACUUGCUCUGCGUUUGAUUAGUACAAUGAAAAAGAAGUUGCCAUGUAUGCAAAGGAUGCGAUCACAUUUAAUUGCCGAAAAUGUUGAAAAAAUUGAAGCAGAGGGAGAUUUAUGCACGCUGAAAGUUACCGGAUAUUUGAAGGGACGGUCCUUGGAUGUUAACAAUCUUGUUCACGUACCGUGGUUGGGUGAUUUCCAAAUGACACAAAUUGUCAUGGAGCAAGAUCCUUUUGCGCCAGAUAAGAAGGUCCGGAUUGGUAUCAAAACUUCAGGAACUACAUUCAAACCGGAUGUGAAUCUGCAGACGUCAUUACAGUCUGAAAUAAUUCCAGAUCCUAUGGAUGCAGAGCAGACAUGGCCAACAGAGGAUGAUAUUGUGAAGGAAGCAUUUAAAGUAAAGAAAAUAGUCAAAAAUGUACCAGUUGGGACAUCGGCAUAUCAAGCUGAGUGGAUUAUUAAUGAUGAAGAUGAGAUAUCUGACGAGGAGAUUGAGGAUGAACUAGCAGACAAUAACGUCAUGAAAGAAGCAGUAAAUAGCGAGGAGUCAGAUGUCGAAAACGAAAUGGAAGUAGAGAAGACGAGCGUCAUAAGUGAUACUGAAAGUUUCAUGGAGAUUAAAGAUGAAGAAAUCAACAUGGCAGAAGUGGAGAAAUACCGAGAAGCCCGUGAAAAUGAGCAGUUCCCAGACGAAAUUGACACUCCGAUGGAUGUGCCAGCUAGAAUUCGUUUCCAGAGAUAUCGUGCUUUAAAAAGUUUCAGGACAUCGCCUUGGGACCCACUUGAAAAUCUUCCAAAAACAUAUUCUCGAAUUUUCAAAUUUUCGAAUUAUCGACACUCUAAGAAAGUUGCAUUGUCAAAUACUGCAACUGAAAAUGAAUACAGCGCACCACGAGGCGCAUUCAUUUCUAUUUAUAUUUCCAAAGUGCCCACCAAUUUAAUAGAUAUUUGGCCUCGUAGUAAGCCAUUAAUAAUUUAUGGAUUGUUAGCACAUGAACAGAAGAUGUCAGUUCUUAAUAUGGUGCUUAAAAGACAUCCUUCCUGUACGGUACCAAUAACAAACAAGCAGAGAUUGCUCUUUUACAUGGGUUAUCGACAUUUUGAAGCAGAGCCAGUAUUUUCACAACAUACAAGUGGUGACAAGUUCAAGAUGGAGCGGUUCAUGCCGAACGAUGGCGCAUUUGUUGCAUCGGUAUUUGCACCAAUAAUGUUCCCACCUGUUCCUGUUCUGGUCUAUCGAUUAGAUAGCCGAGGAAAUCAGCAACUUGUAGCAACGGGUGGUGUGCUAAAUGUUAGUCCGGAUCGAAUCAUCCUCAAACGCAUCGUUCUUUCUGGACAUCCAUUUAAAAUCAAUCGAAGAAGUGUUGUCGUACGCUACAUGUUUUUUAACCGUGAGGAUAUUGAAUGGUUUAAACCUGUGGAAUUGCGCACUCCACGCGGUCGAAGAGGACACAUUAAAGAAGCAUUAGGAACGCAUGGACAUAUGAAAUGUGUAUUCGAUCAGCAACUUAAUGCGAUGGAUACAGUGAUGAUGAAUCUGUACAAACGAGUUUUUCCGAAAUGGACAUACAGACCUGUUGUGUUGCAUCCUUCAUCUGGAUCACCUAAUGAAUCUGAACUGAUGGAAAUAUGAUUUUCAACGGCUCUUUUUUUCUAAAUCAUGUUAUUGUUAGUGGUUGAAUUUUUGAUCAGUGAUUGGAAGCUGUUAGAGAUCCUUUCCUUUAAAGCUGAACGAUGACUAUGGUUUUUCUUUCAUCAUGGACUCUUUUUUUGAUUUUCUCCUCAAAUUUUUGUGGAACCUCGAAUUGCCAGUGCCCAGAAAUUUGAAUUCUUGUCAAACAUGUAAUGCGUUUUUGUAAUUUGUUGGAACUACUGUUAGUUCUUUUUAGUUCUUGCUUCAUAUUGGCAAUAAAAAAA